Molecule: messenger RNA, 1473 nt
Organism: Symbiodinium necroappetens
Lineage: Eukaryota; Dinophyceae; Suessiales; Symbiodiniaceae
Source: the annotation of a GenBank genome assembly
AUGGCGUAUCCCGUCGCUGCUGCGAAGCAAUGGGAGGAGUGGGGCCCUGCUCUUGUCAAUGCCGUGACUCAAGCUGAAGGCUUGCAUGCUCAGCAGGGCCUCAAGGGCACGAAGAUAUUGCUGGGCUCAGACUGCAGCGGAUGCGAGGCUCCUGUAUUCGCUCUGCAUGGCUUGCGGCUGGCUUUUCGCCACAGGUGGAGCUGCGAUGUAGCGAAUCAUUCCCGUCUCUGGAUCCAAGAGGUCUGCAAACCAGAGAAAUUCUUUGAUGAUAUGCUCCAGCGGAAGAACCUGCAAGAGCUUCCACCCAUCAACCUGUAUACGUGCGGCUUCCCGUGCAAGCCGUACUCGAACUUGCACUGGCAGUCAUCCGGCUUCAAAGACCCGAAUGCUCGGCCGUUCCAGGCCAUGUUGGAAACAACAAUGGCCACUGGCACACCCAUGGCCAUCUUCGAAAACGUUUUGGGGCUCAGCAAGUACAUGCAGGCGGUGCAGAAAGAAAUGAUCCGGGCCCUGCCAGGCUACAAGAUCUUUCUUACAAAAAUGUGUCCCACCGAACUGGGUUUUGCCGCACGCAGGGGCCGGUUUUUCUUCCUGGUGGUCCGUUCAGACCUAUGCUUGACGGACGAUGCGAAGAAGCUUGGGGACCUGGUGGCAAGAAUCAUGGCGAAGGUGAAGAAACCCGUGCCGAAGAACCUGCGAGACUACCUGCUGCCUGCAAACCACAAGUGGGUGCUGGCACAGCAGGCCCGUCAGAAGAAGCAUGCAGGCCACGGCACCUGCGGAUUGCCAAGAAGUCUGCAAGGGGUCGUGCCAUCAUUGACCAGCCGGCAGGUUAAAGCCUUAGCGCAUGCUUGGCACACGAGGUGUGCGCCACGGGGAGGCACGCUCAGCUUUGUGGCAGAUGUGAGCCAAAGCACGGGCCGGGCUCCGGUGGGAUUCUCUGGAGAAGUCCCGUGCGUGACUCCGGGCGGUCGGCUUGUGGCAGCAGAGCUAGGCCGCCUGCUGGUUCCGGAGGAGAAGCUGAUGAUGGCAAAUUUCCCGGUCCACAGCAUAAGCAUCCCGAAGGAUCUGUCACCUUGCCAGGUGGCGGACUUGGCGGGGAACACGAUGCACACUGCCUGCAUCGGACUGGCGAUGCUGUGCACCAUGGCCAUGCUGAAGCUCGAGAAAUUGAACUCGCCAGCACCUUCAACGACAGGCCAUGGCGAGUGGAUGGAUUUGUCAGGCAUGAAGCAUGGCAAGGCUGUCAAAACGAAGGCGGCCAAAGGAAGGAAGGUCCUGUGUGGCAAGGGAAAAGCCAUGAAGGCCAUGAAGGCAGAGACGCACGGCAGGAAGAGAAUGCAGGGCAAGUUCAAUCGCAGAAUGGGGACCGUAACGGUCGACUCGCAGAGGCCAUCGAAAUCGAGGAAAGUGCAGCAGAAUCAGAAGCCUGUGUCGGGCAGGGCUGCAUAUGCCGCUGCAUACUACAACUAG